This is a messenger RNA of Saccostrea cuccullata (small rock oyster), 1970 nucleotides long. RefSeq names its product leucine-rich repeat-containing protein 74B-like. Gene Ontology annotation, molecular function: protein binding. The transcript has 11 exons. NCBI's taxonomy places the organism in Eukaryota, Metazoa, Mollusca, Bivalvia, Ostreida, Ostreidae. The record is from RefSeq and is a predicted model, not a curated record. The coding region runs from base 119 to 1906 and encodes 595 amino acids.
UCGCAGGAACUUUAAAUGCAAUUUCUUCUGUAUGUUACAGGUUGAGAGUAUAUGAUGUAGCUGUUAGGUAAAUUGAAAAGAAACUCUGAAAAUUAAGUGUUUCAUUCAGUUGGGAAGUAUGUCAAGCCUGUUAAGGGUGCAAAAACAAGACAGCGACCUCAGCAGACGAGUGUUGUCGCCAUUGGUGGAAGAACUGGAUGAGGAUGCGGAAAAUAGACCGCCAAUUCUUGAGGAAUUUCUUCCAGUUCUUGAAAAAGAGAAAAUUCUUAACGAAAACAAUGUGAACACAGUGAUCGAAGAUGAUUCAAUGAAUAAUAAUGACAUUCAGGAAGAUGGAUUUCUGGACGCAGACGAUGAAAACCUUAGUGAUGAUGAGGAAUAUUUCACGGAGGAAAGUAUUUCCUUGCACACCGAUCCCGAGGAUUAUGACACAGAUUUAGAGAUAGACACUGAAUCUCUUCUAAAUCCUAAAACAGUCGACCACGACACAACGGGAAAGACUAAAUACAUCAAAAAAUGUUUUGACCUUGGAAUAAAUCCCGUGUCAUAUUUUGUGAAAAACUUAGAAAACAAAGAACUAAAACUCCGGUUUCAUGGACUCGGUGCAGAAAGUGUAAAAGCCAUAUCUUUUCCUUUAGAGACCAACACGAAUAUUGAGAUAUUGAACCUGGAGGGGAACGGGAUUGAUGGGACCGGGGCUCGGUGUCUGUGUCGAGUCCUGAGAGAGAACCUAUUCCUAACUGAAGUGGUGCUUAGCGAAAAUAAAAUCGGAACCGAAGGUGCCAUUUCGAUGUGCCAGUUUCUGAAGAGCAAUAGGAAUCUACUAAAAGUGGAUAUGACAGCGAACGAAAUAGGGGAUCCUGCAGGGCAAAGUUUUUACGAUGUACUAAAGGGCAAUCAGACAUUGAAAGAGCUCAUUCUCGCUAACAACAGACUAGAGGAAACAAGUGCCCGUUUCCUGAAAGAUGGAAUACAAGAAAAUGAUACACUCGAAAUAUUGGACCUCAGCUGGAACCAUUUCAAAACGCGAGGCGCCGUGGCCAUUGCUGAAGGCCUUCAAGAAAAUGUCGGUUUGAAGAAAUUCCGUUUUCAAAUGGCUGGUCUAGCUAAAGCGGGAUCAGAAGCAAUGAUGAAGGCUUUAAAACAAAACAGAACACUUAGAGAACUAGAUAUAAGUUUUAACAGAAUCCAAAUGGAAGGUGCUACAUUUUUAGCCGAGGGAUUAAAAGAAAACGAUGCUCUUCAACAUCUGAAGGUUGGCAACAACCCCUUUGAAGGCGAAGGGGCAAUGUUGAUUCUUGAGGCCGUAGAUUCAAAUGAAAACAGUGCAAUAAAGUAUCUAGAUUUUAGUAACAUGCUCGUGAAAACAGAAUUUGCUACAAUCGAAGAUAGACUUCGAGAGCAAAGAAAUUUGAAAAUCAAACAUGAGGGCAUUUUACCCGAGAUGCACCCUAAAAAUGGCACGUAUGCACGACUUAGUGCCUUCCGAAGGGAUCCUAUAGAGACUUUCAAAAAGUAUGCCGAGUUUUCAGGUGUCGACCUUCACGAUGUUUUCAAUGGCGGACACCGCUUACGUCUUGACGCGGCCGAAUUUAAAGAUCUUAUAAAGGGUUCUGGGAUAGACAUACCAGAUCAACAAUUGACUGUUUUAAUACGAACUUUAGACGUUGAUGGUUUCAUAAACUACAAUCGGAUACUGGACGAAAAUGGAUCGGAAACUCCAUUCAGUCCGGAACCCCGAUCUGCGUCUGUAGUGAGUUUCUCUUCAGAAAAAUCCGAGAAAAGCGUGUCGUCUGCCAGACGCCGGGCUUCAAGCACUGAUACAGGAGUCAGUACAGAUGGAGGCAACAAGCCGAAGUCUGCCAAAGACAAACCAAAAAAGAAAGAAAAGAAGAAAAAGAAAUGACAGAAUGGUGUGCAUCGUCUCAGAACUGUUAUGUCCAGAACACUGGCAAUUAAGUUGUUUGGUU